This is a messenger RNA of Fomitiporia mediterranea MF3/22, 755 nucleotides long. Its product is annotated as guanine nucleotide-binding protein subunit gamma. Bases 200 to 451 code for a protein of 83 amino acids. Gene Ontology annotation, biological process: G protein-coupled receptor signaling pathway. Gene Ontology annotation, cellular component: heterotrimeric G-protein complex. Gene Ontology annotation, molecular function: G-protein beta-subunit binding. The record is from RefSeq and is a predicted model, not a curated record. The transcript is spliced from 4 exons. NCBI's taxonomy places the organism in Eukaryota, Fungi, Basidiomycota, Agaricomycetes, Hymenochaetales, Hymenochaetaceae.
UACCUCCUAGCCUUACCCACCGUCUCGCUCCCCUCGUCCCCGUCGCAUUUGUGGCCCAGUCCACAUCAAGCAGGCCUUGUCUUUCCGGUCGCAUACUUAACCCGAGCAGCACGCCCCACCUUGCUCGCUCGCAUUGCGCUGACCACGUCUCGCCCAAUCUAAAAGCAUCUAGUCGAGCUACGAGAAGACAUUUGCCACCAUGAACCGCCCUCACAAGCAGUCGAUGUCGGAGCUCAAGCUCCGGCGUCUGAUGGAGCACAACGCGCGUCUUAGAGAGGACCUUGCACGUCCGCGUAUCCGGGUCAGUGAGGCCAGUGCGAGUUUGAUUCGUUACUGUCGACAGACAAGAGAUCACCUGGUACCGUCGGUUUGGGGUCCAGUGAACAGAGGUGAAGACCCGUACGGUCCGCAGCGUACGGCUGGUCCAUGUGGCGGUUGCGUCGUGCUCUAACCCAUCUUUCCGUCGUCUACGCAUUUCCUGUCCUAGUCAACUUUUACGAGGAAAAACCCCGUCGAGAGAAAUAUCUGUCUUGGUUUCACUGUGUUCGUGCGGACUGUGGUCGUCCUAUUUUUCCAAGUUUACGAAGUCUUCGUUCUUCCUUGACCUUUACUUUGUAUCCCAAUGUUUAUACAGCUGUUUUUCCCCUGAUUCCCUUACCUCUUUCAGUUGUUAUAAAGUAUCAGAUUUCUUUUCGCUUGGUAUUUAUUAUAUCAUUGUGUUUGUACCCGCUCUGUCUGUGCUUUUUAUGAUUGAG